AUGAGCUCUUCGCUCGAGGCCAAGAUUGUCGUGCUGGGCUCGCAAGGCGUCGGCAAAACAUCGCUCGUCAACCGCUACGUCCGCAAUGCCUUUGACCCGGCCACCACCACCUCGACCGUGGGCGCGUCGUUUGUCACCAAACGCGUCCAGGACAACACUUCAGACACCAUCGUGCGCCUGCAGAUCUGGGACACCGCCGGCCAGGAGCGCUUUCGCAGCAUCUCGCGCCUCUACUACCGCGGCGCCAACGCCUGCCUGCUUUGUUACGAUAUCACCGACGAACACAGCUUCACCGAGAUGACCGGCUGGCUGCAAGAACUGAAAAGCAACCUGGACGACGGGCCCCUGGUAAUCCAUGUUGUCGGCACAAAGUCGGAUAUUGUCGCCGUCGACCCAUCUCGCCGCAAGGUGCCCUUUGAGCGCACCAUCGCCUACGUCGCCGAGCAGCUGUAUCCAGCACAGGCGUCGACCCCGCCACCAACAGCCGGCUAUGGCAGUAUCGUGAACUCCUCCUCCGGCGGCGGCGGCGUGCAGAGCCCCGACAGCAAACGCAGCAGCGGGUUCUGGGGCCAGGAUAUCGGCUGGGACUGCUGCCAUGAAAUCAGCGCCAAGGACGGCGAGGGCGUCGACGAGGUCUUUCAAGUGAUAGCCCGCAAACUGGUGGAGCAGCGCAACAAGACAGUGCAAAACAAUAACGUACAGACCGCCCAAAUAAACACGCGUCCAGCCGAAGGAAAUAAUAAUGGCAGCUUUCGCAUUGGUUUGGGUGAUAAACGACGCAGCUGGCUGGGCUUUCCGCCGGGCAUGAUUGCCUCUGAAGAAGUGUCCUCGCCUGCACAGCCGGGCAGGCAGCGCCGGCCUUGCUGUUGA
This is a messenger RNA of Talaromyces rugulosus, 870 nucleotides long. RefSeq lists its product as uncharacterized. The coding region runs from base 1 to 870 and encodes 289 amino acids. The transcript has 2 exons. Gene Ontology annotation, cellular component: endomembrane system. Gene Ontology annotation, biological process: intracellular protein transport. Gene Ontology annotation, molecular function: GTPase activity; GTP binding. The record is from RefSeq and is a predicted model, not a curated record. Lineage: Eukaryota; Fungi; Ascomycota; Eurotiomycetes; Eurotiales; Trichocomaceae.